This is a messenger RNA of Salvelinus fontinalis (brook trout), 825 nucleotides long. Its product is annotated as NADH dehydrogenase [ubiquinone] 1 alpha subcomplex subunit 4-like 2. The transcript has 4 exons. The record is from RefSeq and is a predicted model, not a curated record. Lineage: Eukaryota; Metazoa; Chordata; Actinopteri; Salmoniformes; Salmonidae. Bases 180 to 425 code for a protein of 81 amino acids.
CUCUCCUCUACUCUCCUCAAACCUGCGAGCAGCCACCCGGACAGAGAACGCAACAGGUCUAAUCUUGGAUAGUCUCAAACAAGCUUUUUUGACAUAGAAUUCAAAUGACUGUUGCUGAAAUUAAUUUUAUAAUCUUAAAAUUAUUAUUUUGACAAAAAGUAGAGCAACUGUAAGAAAAGAUGAUUAGAAUAGCAAUGGAACACGUAAAGAAGCAUCCAGGGCUCAUCCCCCAGUUCUUCUUCAUCUUGUUGGGAAUGGGAGGAGCCUCCUUGUAUUUGGUCCGUCUUGCAAAGGGGCCCCAUGUCACCUGGAACAAGAAGAACAACCCUGAGCCGUGGAAUCAGCUUGACCCUACCUACCAGUACAAGUUUGUGGCCAUCGAUACUGACUACAAGAACCUGAAGAAGGAGGGACCUCAAUUCUGACUAUCUUCCCUCUAUCCUAACGGCACCAAGUCCAGCCCGAAGAACGUCACUGAAGAAUUCAAAUCUGAGAAGAAUUUGUCUCUCAACGCUUCUAAUGUAUACAAAUAUUGGGAGAUUGAUCCAUAAUGUUGAUGAUCAAAUCUAUACAUUUGUCUGUUUGUUUUAUCAUAAACACUUCAUUGUUAUUUUGACAGACGCUAAAUUUAACAAUGAAUGUGCGCAUUAUGAAAAGAGGCAGGAGUGUGCAUAGAUUUGUUCACCAAAUUACAGCGAACAAAAAUAUAAAAAUGCAACAUGCAACAAUUUAAAAAAUGUUACUGAUCAUAUAAGGAAAUCAGUCAUUAGAAAAAAAUGUACCUGGCCUUUUGGAUUCUAUCUUGAAAUAAACUUAUUCAUGUUA